CGGGAUGUUCCUUUAAAUGAACAAUUUCGUUUUUGAGUGAUGUAUCACAGGUUCGCCACUGUGUACAUAUGAAAAAAGAUUUAACAAACUAGCCCUUAAGGAGGGCGUAGCAGUACAACCUGUUUCUACAAUAUAUAGUAUUGAAUUUUUCCUGAUUUCUUUACAUCAUUAUGCAACUUUUGCUGUAUUUUCAACGAAAUGAAUGGAUUCUGUUGAUGCUAUUAUUGAUGUUCUGUAAUAUCAGCUGUGGAAAAGACUGUGGUGAGCCACCAGAUGUUGCUGAAGCCAAGCCUGAUCUGAAAGGGAAAAAUCGACCUUAUCGUGUUGGUACAACUAUCACAUACAACUGUUUUCCAGGUUAUUAUCAUCAUGGAGAAAAUACUGCGUACUGUGUGUUGAAAGAUAAAACUAGCAUAUGGCUGCCCCCUAACAUGAGUUGUGAACCUGUACAAUGUGGUGAUCCAGGUUAUGUGAGAAAUGGACGACAGCUAACUCAUGUUUAUAUCUUUGGUAGGAAUGUCACCUAUGUAUGUAACCCUGGGUACGAGCUGACCGAUGAAAGAGGACCUACAGGCAAGGAAGAAUAUACGAUGUGGUGUCUUCCUAGUGGAUUAUGGGACAAAUCUGUUCCAACGUGUAAUAAAGUCAUUUGUCCUUACCUAGAAAACCCAGAAAAUGGAAACGUUGUUUAUACUGAGAGGACUUACAGAGCAAAGGCACAGUACACAUGUGAUGAAGGGUUUUUACUAAAGGGUCCAGAAGAAAGAAAAUGCCAAGAGAACAAAACGUGGAGUGAGUUACAACCAUCUUGUACAGAAAUAACUUGUCCAACGCCAGUUCUUCCAGGAGGUCAAAUUUAUAACAUCUUAGGGGAUGACAACAAAGUUGGAAGUUUAGUUAUCUAUUCUUGUGGUAGAGGAAACCAGAGAACAGUUAAGUGUUUAAACAGUGGAGUCUGGAGUAGAGAUGCUCCAAUAUGUGCAGGUAGGUUGAAUUUAUUUAUGAACAUUACAAAAAAAUUCUAA
Limulus polyphemus (Atlantic horseshoe crab) is the source of this 1025-nucleotide messenger RNA. RefSeq names its product protein lev-9-like. The transcript has 5 exons. Lineage: Eukaryota; Metazoa; Arthropoda; Merostomata; Xiphosura; Limulidae. The record is from RefSeq and is a predicted model, not a curated record. The coding region runs from base 171 to 1025 and encodes 284 amino acids.